AGGAGGCCUUACAUCGGGAACAGAUGUUGGAACAGAAGUUAGCCACACUUCAGCGGCUACUAGCCAUCACCCAAGAGGCUUCAGAUACCAGUUGGCAGGCUUUAAUAGAUGAAGAUAGACUCUUAUCACGGUUAGAAGUUAUGGGAAACCAAUUACAGGCAUGCUCCAAAAAUCAAACAGAAGAUAGUUUACGGAAGGAACUUAUAGCAUUACAGGAGGAUAAACACAACUACGAGACGACAGCCAAAGAGUCCCUGAGGCGGGUUCUUCAGGAGAAAAUUGAAGUGGUUAGAAAACUUUCAGAAGUUGAGCGAAGUCUGAGUAAUACUGAAGAUGAAUGUACCCAUCUUAAAGAAAUGAAUGAACGGACUCAGGAAGAAUUAAGAGAAUUAGCCAAUAAAUAUAAUGGAGCAGUUAAUGAGAUUAAAGAUUUAUCUGAUAAAUUAAAGGUAGCAGAGGGAAAACAAGAAGAAAUCCAACAGAAGGGACAAGCUGAGAAAAAAGAAUUACAACAUAAAAUAGAUGAAAUGGAAGAAAAAGAACAGGAGCUCCAGGCAAAAAUAGAAGCUUUGCAAGCCGAUAAUGACUUCACCAAUGAAAGGCUAACAGCUUUACAAGUACGGUUAGAACAUCUUCAGGAGAAAACUCUUAAAGAAUGCAGCAGUUUAGGGAUACAAGUUGAUGACUUCUUACCUAAAAUAAAUGGGAGCACAGAAAAAGAGCACUUGCUUUCAAAGAGUGGCGGGGACUGCACUUUUAUUCAUCAAUUCAUAGAAUGCCAGAAGAAGCUGAUCGUCGAGGGGCAUCUAACCAAAGUGGUAGAAGAAACAAAGCUUUCAAAAGGUUCGUUUUCUGUUGGUUUUCUGUGGGUUUUGACCACUCUUUUGGAUAAUGGAGCAAAUCAGGCAAGAGCAAAAGAAUCUGAUUUGUCAGAUACUCUGAGUCCAAGCAAGGAAAAAAGUAGUGACGACACUACAGACGCCCAAAUGGAUGAGCAAGACCUAAAUGAACCUCUUGCUAAAGUGUCCCUAUUAAAAGAUGACUUGCAGGGUGCACAGUCAGAAAUUGAGGCAAAACAAGAAAUUCAGCAUCUUCGCAAGGAAUUGAUUGAAGCCCAGGAACUAGCUAGAGCGAGUAAACAAAAAUGCUUUGAACUUCAAGCUCUUUUGGAAGAAGAAAGAAAAGCCUAUCGAAAUCAAGUUGAGGAAUCCAGUAAACAAAUACAGGUUCUUCAAGCCCAACUACAGAGGUUACACAUCAAUAUUGAGAAUCUCCGGGAGGAGAAGGACAGUGAAAUCACAAGCACUCGAGAUGAACUGCUUAGUGCCCGAGAUGAAAUUUUGCUCCUUCAUCAAGCAGCAGAAAAGGCUGCUUCUGAGCGGGACACUGACAUUGCCUCGUUACAAGAAGAGCUUAAGAAGGUGCGAGCUGAGCUUGAGCGGUGGCGGAAAGCAGCGUCUGAAUAUGAGAAAGAAAUCACGAGUCUGCAAAAUAGUUUUCAGCUUCGAUGUCAGCAGUGUGAGGAUCAGCAGAGAGAGGAAGCAACAAGGCUACAAAGUGAACUAGAGAAGUUGAGAAAGGAAUGGAAUGUAUUGGAAACCGAAUGCCAUUCUCUAAAAAAGGAAAAUGUUUUGUUAUCAUCAGAACUGCAGCGGCAAGAAAAAGAAUUGCACAAUUCUCAGAAGCAGAGUUUAGAGCUUACCAGUGAUCUCAGCAUCCUUCAGAUGACUAGAAAACAGCUUGAGAAUCAAGUGGGAUCCUUGAAAGAACAGCAUCUUCGGGAUUCAGCUGAUUUAAAAACUCUUCUCAGUAAGGCUGAAAACCAAGCAAAGGAUGUACAGAAAGAGUAUGAAAAGACACAGACUGUACUCUCAGAACUGAAGUUGAAGUUUGAAAUGACUGAGCAGGAAAAACAAUCAAUCACAGAUGAGCUCAAACAAUGUAAAGACAACCUGAAGCUGCUCCGAGAGAAAGGAAAUAAUCCUUCCAUAUUACAACCCGUCCCAGCCGUAUUCAUCGGCCUAUUCCUGGCUUUCCUGUUUUGGUGUUUCGGUCCAUUGUGGUAGAGAAAGAAACCCUGGCCCUGGAUGCCCAUGUUGGCUGCCCUGGUUGCGGUGACAGCCAUCGUGCUGUACGUGCCAGGUCUGGCCAGAGCUUCUCCAUGAGAGCGUUUCUUGAGUCCGUACACCGUCCUCCCUUUAGAAGCUGGCAUCACACUCAUGCUGGGGACAAACAGAACCAUUUUCUUCCUUUUUACCUCUUAAGACAGCAGAAGUGCAAGAAUACAGCUGUAGGGUCAUUGCUUUAAAUUAUAUAAAAUGUAUCUAUCUAUAAAGAGGAUAUAAAAUUGUGACUUUAUUCUACUGUAAGCAAUAAUUUGCUUGCAAUUUUUCAUGUAAUUUUUAAAUUAGUAUGUUGAGAUUCUGAAUAUUAUGGUGGCCUAAAGUAGGCUUCUUGGUACACCAAAUUAUUUAUAACAUUAAAUUUAUGGGUAUUUUACUCUGAAUUCUAAAGGCCAGAUAAUUCAUUUUUCUGAUUCGAUAACUACCCAAACCAAACAACCAAUACAUACAUGGGAAGAGAGGCCCUGUGUGCUCAGUGCCUAUCAGUUUGAAAUAUAUACACAUAUAUAUAUAUUUUUUACAUAUUUACGCCAUUUUUACUUGUUAUAAAACCACUGAGCUAUUGGGAACAAGACUUAGAGACAACUAUUUGCGUGGACUUUUCUUUCUUUCUUUCUUUCUUUCUUUCUUUCUUUCUUUCUUUCUUUCUUUCUUUCUUUUAAGGAGAAAUACACUUGGAAAAUAUUCUGUUCUAGUGAUAAUUUGGGGAAUAUGUGCACGCUUGUUCAGCCUUAAUGUGACUUGACGAUGUGGAGGACAUCAACUUUGAAAAACUUUCCAUGAGAGUGUGUAUUUUCUUGAGCAAACUGAAGUAUUUCUGGGAGCAAAAACAGUAAUUCUACAAUUUCAGUGCAGUAAACCAAACUGUUGAGUCAAUUGGAAUGUAAUUUAUUAAACCUCAUGUAUUUAAAGAGAUAUUUUCUUUAAAAGCCAAGUUACUUUCUCAUAUACAGCAUUUUAGGAAGCAUGAUUUUUUUUUCUAUCAUCUCUUCCUCCAAGCAUGUUUAAUUGAAGAAAGAAUUAAUAUCUCUUUAGAUAAGCUUUUACUGACUUAAUUUGGUUAUGAUAUUUCAAAGCUAAUUCAUGUUCAAGGUGAGCUGUUGUUACCUACCAACAGAUUUCCUGGUCGGGUAUGCAAAUGGUUAUUUUCUUUUUACUGUUGUUAAUUGGGACUUUCUGUUUAUGAGAAGCAUUAUUCCCAAGAUUAAUAGUGUUCCAUGCACAGUGAAGCACCUAAGCACUGCUUGAUGUUAUAAAUUUAAAACACAGAAGUGAAAGUUUAGCUAUGGUUUUGUGCGGCACCACAGUUAUGUCAAUAAAAUUUAUUUAGGUCAUAGAAUAUCCUAAAGUAUCACAUAGUUAAAUUUUUCAGUCAAUGAAGACUGGGAGGGAAUGUCAGUGAAUUGGCUUGAAUGUUCUGUGGCAAUCCACAGGCCUAGCCAAAUGUUGAAAUAGAAGUUUAGGAUAUAAUUUGCCUUGUGAUGUUUGGCAGUCGUUGUUUAUACUUUAAAGGUUAUAUUUUAAGCUAUUUGGGAUUUGCUGUUGGGAGGAUCACUAGAUUCAUGGAGGAAUUAGUCACAAAUGACUUGUAGAAAAUGCUGUCAUAUAGUUCAUUUCAUCAUUUUCUGUUGCAGGAAGCCACUCCACCACAGAAUGCUAAUAUGCCAGUGGUACCCAGUACCUCUUGUAUAUAGGUUAUUGCAAAUAUUGUUCUGAAAUGCUUAACUUCAGAAUUACAUUUUUUAAAGUAAAUAAUUGUUUUAAAUCUAUUUUGUAAAGAUAUAAAGUACAAUAGAAUUUCUGGAGUACAGAUUAAACUAUUUGCACUAACACACGUGAUGUGCAUGAUUUAAUAAAAUAACUUUACUCUCCCUAUGCA
Messenger RNA from Leptonychotes weddellii (Weddell seal), 4002 nucleotides. The record is from RefSeq and is a predicted model, not a curated record. NCBI's taxonomy places the organism in Eukaryota, Metazoa, Chordata, Mammalia, Carnivora, Phocidae.